AUGACUCCUGUGAACCAGAUCCAAAAAACAAUUUCUGAUAACUGUGUAGUGAUUUUUUCCAAAACAUCAUGCUCAUACUGCGCUACAGCAAAACAGAUUUUCCAUGACAUGAACGUCAAUUAUAAAGUUGUGGAAUUGGACAAGCUUGACUAUGGAAGCCAGUUUCAAGAUGCUCUUUACAAACUUACUGGCGGAAGAACCCUCCCAAGAAUAUUUGUCAAUGGAGCUUUUAUUGGAGGUGCAGCUGAUACUCACAUACUCCAUAAAGAAGGGAAAUUACUGCCACUAGUUCAUCAGUGUUAUUUAAAAAAAAAAAGUAAGAGGAAAGAGUGUCGAUACAGGCGCUCACCAUGA
Messenger RNA from Castor canadensis (American beaver), 354 nucleotides. Its product is annotated as glutaredoxin-2, mitochondrial-like. The record is from RefSeq and is a predicted model, not a curated record. Gene Ontology annotation, molecular function: protein-disulfide reductase activity. NCBI's taxonomy places the organism in Eukaryota, Metazoa, Chordata, Mammalia, Rodentia, Castoridae. Gene Ontology annotation, cellular component: mitochondrion.